AUGAUACACAGUCUUUCCAAACAAGCUGUCCUUAAAACCAAUCGAAAAAAUCUUAAAUUGGAUUUAAUAUGCUGUGCCAAUGUUCUACAAGCCAUUCGGUAUUUAAUGGAUGAUGGAAUUGAUGAUAGAUUUAGUGAAGAGAUGGGUAUAAUUUCAGAAGACUCUAGAAUUAUCAACAUUCAGGUUCAACAAGAGUUAACUAAUAAUGAAAUUCAAUCAUCACAAUUAACAAGUCACCUUGAUAAUAAUACUGCUUUAAAGGAUGGUCUUUUUGCAACAUAUAAUGAAUAUAUGGGACAAUGUAGAUACAUAAAAACAUGGUUUAUAAAACUUUACCAGUAUAUUUGA
Messenger RNA from Cetraspora pellucida, 348 nucleotides. Lineage: Eukaryota; Fungi; Glomeromycota; Glomeromycetes; Diversisporales; Gigasporaceae. The record is from the annotation of a GenBank genome assembly.